Cokeromyces recurvatus is the source of this 2055-nucleotide messenger RNA. RefSeq lists its product as uncharacterized. The transcript is spliced from 4 exons. The record is from RefSeq and is a predicted model, not a curated record. Gene Ontology annotation, biological process: meiotic cell cycle; positive regulation of transcription by RNA polymerase II. Bases 61 to 1878 code for a protein of 605 amino acids. Gene Ontology annotation, molecular function: DNA binding; DNA-binding transcription factor activity. NCBI's taxonomy places the organism in Eukaryota, Fungi, Mucoromycota, Mucoromycetes, Mucorales, Mucoraceae. Gene Ontology annotation, cellular component: nuclear chromosome.
UUUUUUUUUGUUUUGUUUUUCUUUUCUUAUCAUUUUAUUAUUGAUUCCUUUAUAUAAAAAAUGAAUUCUGUUCAUGAUUCUAAAGGUUGGCAAAAUCCUAUUUCCCAUCAAGCUCCACUCCAAACCCCACCCAUUGCAAUCGACUCAACAUCAUCUCCUAAGCCUUCUUCUCCUUCUCCUCCUCCUCAUGGAAAUCAUAGUGGAUAUUCUUCUAUGAAUCAUUAUCAUAAUCCAGAACAAAAACAAAAUACACAACAAUCAUACACAACUUCUUUAGAAUUAAACCCAACUAAUAGACUAAAUGGAAUGAUUGCUCAUUCUCAACCUGGCACUCCUCGUCCAGAAAAUAAUAACAAUUCUAUUCCUGAUUCGUCAACAGAAGAACAAUUAGGAUUGUAUCGUCAACCUACUACUUCCUUUGGUACUCGUAAUGUUGUUAGGGGAAGAGCAAGUAUAUUUUCAACUGAAUUAAGUCCUUAUUUCAGUUCUACAAAACCAUUUGAUAAUCUUUAUGCAGCAGACCAAACUACUUUAUUAACGGUUCGUAUACAAUCCAAGAUGGAUCGUGGUUUCUUUUUGGCUGAUAACGAUUGGACUUGUUAUAGACGUAAUUACUUUCAAGUGAGCAGUGUGUUUUCUAUUCAUGGUUUCAAUCAUUAUUAUUCACUUAAUGAGCCUCGUGUCUUUGUUAAAACAAUGGAAGACGGUCCAUUAGAGCCUGUACAGCGUUUCCUACUUGGUAUCUCUGCUCGAGUAGCAAAUAGUGAUAAAGAGAUUGAAAUCAUUCAACAUACUCCUAAGCGUGAUAAGGGGCCUCAAUUUAAACCUUCACCUAAACCUAUUAUACCUGGUGGUAACUUAUCAAUGAGUUCUGUUGCCAGUAAUCAAAAUAUUGUAUCCUUUGAACGACUUCAGUUCAAGACCGCAACCGCUAAUAAUGGUAAAAGAAGAGCUGCUCAACAAUAUUAUAUUUCUGUUGUCGACCUUUAUGCUGAAACAGAUAGAAAUCAAAUGGUCAGAAUUGCUUCUUGUCAAUCAGCUCCUCUUGUUGUCAGAGGUAGAAGUCCUGGUCAUUAUGCUGAUAAUCAAGCGCGUCGUUAUCCUACUACUACUACUACUACUAAUAAUAAUAAUAAUAAUAAUACGAAUACGACUACUUCGAGCCACCCUAUGACUCCUCAGCCUACUCCACCUAUUCAACAGGAGCAUUCUCGUCCUUUCAUGUUCCCCUCAUAUCCUAAACCUGAAACACCUCCAACUAUGUUACAUCAUGGAUAUGACCAACAACAUCAACAACCUUCUUAUUCUUAUUAUUCUUCUUAUACUCCUUAUCCUAGUAUUCAACCACCUCAACAUCAAUUAUCACCCAAUAUUUCAUCACCUAUUCCUCAUCCUGCUCUUCCUUCCCCUUAUGCUCAUCACUCUGCUGCUGCUGCUGCUGCCGCUGCUGCCGCUGCCGCUGCUGCAUAUGCUAUUCAUGAUACCACUACUACCACCAACACCACUACAACAGCAACCACCACAACCAACCAUCAUGAUCCUUAUGCAAAUGAAAUUUACCAUCCAAAUCCUACACCCGAUGAACCCAAAUUACAUCAUCCCUUUAUGCAACCUACAUCACUUGAGUCUCCUCAUUAUGAUUGGCAACGUGCUCGAUACAACAGCGCCUCCUCUGGGUCCUCUUCUGUUCCAUCACCUGGUGCUCAGUCUGGUGAACCUCAACACAAUUAUUUCUCUCACCCAGAUGCUCGUCCUUAUUCACCUACGACUCCUACUUCUUAUCCUCCUUCAAUGAUACAUUCAUCAAGAAAAUAUAGUGUCUUGAGUAAACAUCAUCCUCAUCCUCAUCAUCAACAACAACAGCAACAACUCUCAUAACUCUUCCUCUCUUCUCAUAUUUAUUAAUAAUAUCCACAUCCCCAAAGCUUUCUCUAUAUAUAAAUAUGUAUACACUAAUUAUGAAAUAAUCUAUUAUAUCUCUCAUAUAUAUACAUAAAAAAGAAAAAAAAAGAAAAAAAAAAGACAUACCAUUUUAAUAUUAUGUGUGUGUAUGUG